UUAAAUAAACUUUGACACAUUUAAGAAUAUGAAAUUUGUAUCGUUCAAAUUCCUUCUACAGUUGCCAUGUAAUAGACAUAAAUACAUAGAAAAGGGUUCAAAAUUCCUGCCUUGUUGCUGUUGCUAAAUUUCAGUCAUACCAAGGACAAAUCAUGAGCUCUCCCGUGAAAAACCGAUCAGUAUCCAAGGGUCUGAAGGUGGCGAACCAGGCGCCGCAUGUCCUCUCCGAGGUACCAGUCACCUUCAACGUGACGCAAUUGGACAGUCAUGGUCUGUGCAGCGGUCGAGGCGUCCAACUGCCGCCGCUGAUGACCAAGGGGCAGAUUCGGCCGGAGCAAGUGGCCAAUGCCCGGUUCCGGCUUCUGGAUCCGCAUUCCAAGGCUCUCAGCGAUCAGCAGUUUAAUGCACUGAUCAAGCGGCUGGUCAAGUGCUUCAUGUCAGAGGUGGCUAUUACAAAGAAGUUGCGCAAGCUGACCGCCCACCCAAUCCCAUCCCAUCCCCGACCCACCGGUGGGGAUAUGAUCCGCCAUCUGGAGACCCUCCGACGCAACUACGAGGCCGAGCGCUCCGACCUCGUUGUGAAGCUCAGUCUGGACAAUAGGUUUAAUGCUGCUGGCGUUCGAUCCGCCAGCUCAUACAAAAAGUCCAGAUCGCUUAACCUAUAUCCUAAGCGCAAGGAGACCACGCUCGUAACUACUCCCGAUGAGCCGCAUUGCCCAGAUAUUCGACACGCCUGCUCUAAGAAGCGUCAGGCCGGAGGAUCUUUGGUCGCAGGGCCAACCAAUGGGCCAAUUAGUGUCCGUAAUAAUAUUGUUACGCCAUCGCGUCUAUCUCAAAAGCUCCAGGCUAAGCUAAACCGAUUGAAAAGGUGUCGCGAGCUUACGGUUGAAGCCGAUGAAAUGUCCCUGCCCACCACCACCGAAACUUCCAUGACCUCGACCAACGAGGUGCCACAAACAGGUCCUGUGCAAUCCACCAGCGAAACUGACGUAUUCUACGAUAUGGCCACCGUCGCGAUGGAUACUUUUUAAAUCUCAGACUGCACUUUCCCUUUUAUUUUGUCCCAAUUUAAAUAAGUUUCAACACUGGUAUGGUAUAACAAGAAUAAACUAAAAGAAGGAUA
This is a messenger RNA of Drosophila ananassae, 1123 nucleotides long. RefSeq lists its product as uncharacterized. The record is from RefSeq and is a predicted model, not a curated record. The transcript has a single exon. Lineage: Eukaryota; Metazoa; Arthropoda; Insecta; Diptera; Drosophilidae. The coding region runs from base 153 to 1031 and encodes 292 amino acids.